Molecule: messenger RNA, 1587 nt
Organism: Pseudozyma flocculosa PF-1
Lineage: Eukaryota; Fungi; Basidiomycota; Ustilaginomycetes; Ustilaginales; Ustilaginaceae
Exons: 2
Coding region: 1-1587 (528 amino acids)
Source: RefSeq, a predicted model, not a curated record
AUGGCCGAUCAGUCUCAACCAAAGGGAAAGGCAAAAGCGCCGUCCGAUGUUGGCGCGUCGGAUGCAGCGGCGACCGGCUCGUCUUCGCCAUCCCAGCACGCCGCCAACACUUCAUCGACGGCGGCGCCCGCCGCUGAGCGCAACGACGCGGGUCGCCCGGAAGGGGGCUCAGCGGGCGGGUCGCUCGCUAGCUCAGUCAUUGCAUCAAUGCGCUCAUCCAUGGCCGGCAACCAGAUCGGGUCCCUCCUCGCGUCGGCCUCGGGCGGCAAGGGCGACUUUGCCUCCUUUCGCCAGAAUGGCCAAGCAGCCGGCCAACCGCUCUCAAAGGACGAGCUGCGCUCCGCAAUGAUGGCCGACCUCGCAGGCGGCAGCGCAGCCGCUGGAGGGUCAGCGACUGGCGCCACUUUCCGCUCGUCUCCCGCCAGCCAGGCUCCCUCUGGCGCCUCGCACCGCUACGAUGCCUUUGCGCUUCCCCCGACAAUACCGAGGGGCGAUGCGGCUGGAGGAGCACCUGUGGCCCCGUCACCCCACCAGGAUGUCGGCAUGUACUCGCCCGACCGGAUAGGGCCGUACACCUCCAGCUCGGAGCUCGAUCGAGCCCUCCACGCACAGGUGCGCGCCAUGGAGGCGCUCAACGUCGGAGCGCGCAUGACUCUAGACGGCGCCUGGCAAGACGCCGAGCAGAGCGCUCGAAACCUGACCGACGACCAGCGCGACCUCGCCCUGGACCCCGAGUGGAAUCAGCGCUGGGCCAGUGGGGUCGGCGGCGUCGACUUCCCUCCGCUCCAAGCGCGAGCGCAACGGCAGCAGACAGACGCGCAAGCGGGCUCGCAGAUGACAUCGUCUUCGGACUUUAUGGACCUUUUGGCCGCCGACGAGGCCCAGGAGUCACUCGAAGGCGCCUCUGCGGCCGAAUUCGCACGGCCGGCGUGGGACAGGACGAGUGAUGCGACACUCGCAUCUCUGCCGACGCAGUGGAGGCCGCCAUCGCCCUCUCUGCCCGCCCACCUCUGCGUGACGCGCGAGCAGUUCGAGAUGCACCGCGCCAUCUCUGCCGCCCAGACCGAUGCUGAGCAUGCGCUGCGACAGGGGGAGGGCAUCGCGCCGAGGGCCGACGACCGAGAGGCGCGAGAGGGCGUCUACGCUCCGACUGCCGAAGAAGCGCUCAGGAGCAUCUGGGAGGGUCGAGGUGGUGCCGUCGAGAAGUCGGUCCCCGAAUCCGGUGGAGCAAGGGUCGGGCAGGAUGGUGACGAGUGGUCGGUGCAAAGAGGCCGUCGGGCCGUGCAGCGGAUCGUAGAGUGGCUCCCCAACAGCUCAUACGUCGAUGAUGUCUACGGCCUCCCUCCGACCCUGGCCGAAACGAUGCGCAAAGCCGUCGCCGAUGCGUCUCCAGAAGAAGCGCCCGCGGGCAACGAAGAGGCGCGCAAGAAGGCGAUUCAGCGGCUCGAGGCGCUCUGGGGCCACCUCUCGAAUACCCGACCCAGCUCGACGGCACAAGCGGGCGCGGUCGAGACCGCAGCACCGGCGCCCAAGUCGGCGGGCGGCGCAGAUUGGAUGGAGGCCUGGCUCAAGGCGCAGGGCUCUUGA